AUGGUAUGCGAGGGAAAGCGAUCAGCUUCUUGCCCUUGUUUCUUCCUCUUGACCGCCAAGUUCUACUGGAUCCUCACAAUGAUGCAAAGAACUCACAGCCAGGAGUAUGCUCAUUCCAUACGAAUGGAUGGCGACAUCAUUUUGGGGGGUCUCUUCCCUGUCCAUGCGAAGGGAGAGAGAGGAGUACCUUGUGGGGAGCUGAAGAAGGAGAAGGGGAUCCACAGACUGGAAGCCAUGCUUUAUGCAAUCGACCAGAUUAAUAAGGACCCUGAUCUCCUCUCCAAUAUCACUCUGGGUGUCCGGAUCCUUGACACUUGCUCCAGGGACACCUAUGCUUUGGAGCAGUCGUUAACGUUCGUGCAGGCAUUGAUAGAGAAAGAUGCUUCUGAUGUGAAGUGUGCUAAUGGAGAUCCACCCAUUUUCACCAAGCCUGACAAGAUUUCUGGUGUCAUAGGUGCUGCAGCAAGCUCCGUGUCCAUCAUGGUUGCUAACAUUUUAAGACUUUUUAAGAUACCUCAAAUCAGCUAUGCAUCCACAGCCCCAGAGCUAAGUGAUAACACCAGGUAUGACUUCUUCUCUCGGGUAGUCCCACCAGAUUCCUACCAAGCGCAAGCCAUGGUGGACAUUGUCACGGCACUGGGGUGGAAUUAUGUGUCAACACUGGCUUCUGAGGGCAACUAUGGAGAGAGUGGUGUGGAGGCCUUCACUCAGAUAUCAAGGGAGAUUGGUGGUGUUUGCAUUGCUCAAUCACAGAAAAUCCCACGUGAACCAAGACCUGGAGAAUUUGAAAAAAUUAUCAAACGCCUGCUAGAAACACCUAAUGCUCGGGCGGUGAUUAUGUUUGCCAAUGAAGAUGACAUCAGGAGGAUAUUGGAAGCAGCAAAGAAAUUAAACCAAAGUGGUCAUUUUCUCUGGAUUGGCUCAGAUAGUUGGGGAUCCAAAAUAGCACCUGUUUAUCAACAGGAGAAGAUUGCAGAAGGGGCUGUAACGAUUUUGCCCAAAAGAGCAUCAAUUGAUGGGUUUGAUCGCUAUUUUAGAAGCCGAACUCUUGCCAAUAAUCGAAGAAAUGUGUGGUUUGCAGAAUUUUGGGAGGAGAAUUUUGGAUGCAAGUUAGGAUCACAUGGAAAGAGGAACAGUCAUAUAAAGAAAUGCACAGGGCUGGAACGAAUUGCAAGGGAUUCAUCUUAUGAACAGGAAGGAAAGGUCCAGUUUGUAAUUGAUGCAGUAUAUUCUAUGGCUUAUGCUCUGCACAGUAUGCACAAAGAUCUCUGCCCUGGAUACAUCGGCCUCUGCCCACGAAUGAGUGCCAUUGAUGGGAAAGAGCUUCUUGGUUAUAUUCGGGCUGUAAAUUUUAAUGGUAGUGCUGGGACACCUGUCACUUUUAAUGAAAAUGGAGAUGCUCCUGGACGUUAUGAUAUCUUUCAGUAUCAAAUAACCAACAAAAGUGCAGAAUAUAAAAUCAUCGGGCACUGGACCAAUCAGCUUCAUCUAAAAGUGGAAGACAUGCAGUGGGCUAAUAGAGAACACACUCACCCAGCGUCUGUCUGCAGCCUGCCCUGUAAGCCUGGGGAGAGGAAGAAAACAGUGAAAGGAGUCCCUUGCUGCUGGCACUGUGAGCGCUGUGAAGGUUACAACUACCAGGUGGAUGAGCUCUCCUGCGAACUUUGCCCUUUGGAUCAGAGACCAAACAUCAACCGCACAGGCUGCCAGCUUAUCCCCAUCAUCAAACUAGAAUGGCAUUCUCCUUGGGCUGUAGUGCCUGUAUUCAUUGCAAUAUUGGGAAUCAUUGCCACCACCUUUGUGAUCGUGACCUUUGUCCGCUAUAAUGACACACCUAUUGUAAGGGCUUCAGGACGAGAACUUAGUUAUGUGCUCCUAACAGGGAUUUUUCUCUGUUAUUCAAUCACCUUUUUAAUGAUUGCAGCACCAGAUACAAUCAUAUGUUCCUUCCGCCGGAUCUUUCUGGGACUUGGCAUGUGUUUCAGCUAUGCAGCCCUUCUUACCAAAACAAACAGAAUCCACCGGAUAUUUGAACAAGGGAAGAAAUCAGUCACAGCACCCAAGUUCAUUAGUCCAGCAUCCCAGCUGGUGAUCACUUUCAGCCUCAUCUCUGUCCAGCUCCUGGGCGUGUGCGUCUGGUUUGUUGUAGACCCUCCCCACAUCAUCAUUGACUAUGGAGAACAGCGGACUCUAGACCCAGAGAAUGCCAGGGGAGUUCUCAAGUGUGACAUUUCUGAUCUGUCGCUCAUUUGUUCACUGGGGUACAGUAUCCUCUUGAUGGUCACAUGUACUGUUUAUGCCAUUAAAACGAGAGGUGUCCCAGAGACUUUCAAUGAAGCCAAACCUAUUGGAUUUACCAUGUAUACCACCUGCAUCAUUUGGUUAGCUUUCAUUCCUAUCUUUUUUGGUACAGCACAGUCAGCAGAAAAGAUGUACAUCCAGACAACAACACUUACUGUCUCCAUGAGUUUAAGUGCUUCGGUGUCUCUAGGCAUGCUGUAUAUGCCCAAGGUUUAUAUUAUAAUUUUUCAUCCAGAGCAGAAUGUUCAAAAACGCAAGAGGAGCUUCAAGGCUGUGGUGACAGCUGCCACCAUGCAAAGCAAACUGAUCCAAAAAGGAAAUGACAGACCAAAUGGAGAGGUGAAAAGUGAACUCUGUGAGAGUCUUGAAACCAACACUUCCUCUACUAAGACAACAUAUAUCAGCUACAGCAAUCAUUCAAUCUGAAACAGGGAAAUGGUAUAACGUGAAGAAAUCUGGUAUGUGAUGUUAAACAAUAAACAUGACACCGCCAAAACUCACUCCUGGAGAUCUCUGUAGACUACAAUCAAUCAAAUCAAUAGUCAAUCUUGUAAGGAACACAAAGUAGCCAUGAGCCAAAAGUAUCAAAAACAGAGUGAAAAAAAAAACAUUUUAUACAGUACAACCAAUGAGUGUCAAGCUAAAGUAUUGCUUACCCAUAAGCAGUUAAAAAAAAUCACAAAAGGAAAACUAAUGUUAGCUUGUGAAAAAAAAAUGCUGUUGAAAUAAACCGUGUCUGAUGUUAUUCUUGUAAGUAUUUUUCUGUGAUUGUGAGAACUCCCGUUCCUGUCCCACCUUGUUCAACUUGUAUAAGACAAUGAAUCUGUUUCUUGUAAUGGCUGACCGGAUUGAAGCCUUGGGUUGUGCUAAAAAUAAAUGCAAUG
Molecule: messenger RNA, 3185 nt
Organism: Nyctereutes procyonoides (raccoon dog)
Lineage: Eukaryota; Metazoa; Chordata; Mammalia; Carnivora; Canidae
Gene: GRM8
Product: glutamate metabotropic receptor 8
Exons: 10
Coding region: 1-2727 (908 amino acids)
Biological process (GO): G protein-coupled glutamate receptor signaling pathway; regulation of synaptic transmission, glutamatergic
Cellular component (GO): membrane
Molecular function (GO): group III metabotropic glutamate receptor activity
Source: RefSeq, a predicted model, not a curated record